AAGACAGCAUCCCCUCCUCCCAUCUCUGCUGCUGCUGCUGGCCCUUGUGCAUCUAAGGAGGACCUGACAUCCGUCUGUUUUCCACUGUCUUGCUCUUUUCGGGACUAACGCCAUGGGGAGAUUAGAUGCGCUCCGGCAGUUUAAUUUGAUCAAAUGGCUCAGAGAAGAGAGACAGUCGAGGAAACUGAUUCUCUUUAUUGUUUUCGUCGCUCUGCUCCUGGACAACAUGCUGCUGACUGUAGUGGUUCCCAUCAUUCCCAGCUACCUGUACUAUCUGGAUGAGCAGGCAGAUGUGGUGUUGAAGAACAACACCCUGUCCCAGCAAGAACCUCCAGGAGCCUUCCACAGCAUUGUGUCCUUAUAUGAUAACACUGUGAGGUUGUCAGGCUUCAACGCCACAGUCAGGUCUCCUGAUCUGGUCCCUACAACCCCCGCUGUUGCAGAGCUGCCACAGAACUCCUCCGACUGCCCCCAGUCCAGCAGCAAGCUGGUCAAUGAGAAUGUCAAAGUGGGAAUGCUGUUUGCAUCCAAGGCCACCGUACAGCUCAUCACCAACCCCUUUAUAGGACCCCUUACAAACAGAAUAGGAUACCAGCUUCCCAUAUUUGCUGGUUUCUGUAUCAUGUUCAUCUCUACUAUCAUGUUCGCCUUCUCAUCGAGCUACGCUCUGCUGUUUCUGGCCAGAUCGCUUCAAGGUGUGGGCUCCUCCUGCUCCUCUGUGGCUGGGAUGGGAAUGCUUGCCAGUGUGUACACAAAUGAUGAGGAGAGAGGUCACGCCAUCGGGAUCGCCCUGGGAGGUCUGGCAUUGGGAGUGUUAGUUGGACCCCCGUUCGGCAGUGUGAUGUACGAGUUUGUUGGGAAGACUGCACCUUUCCUUAUUCUGGCUUUCCUGGCUGUGUUUGAUGGAGCUCUGCAGCUCUUUGUUCUUCAGCCCACCAAGGUUGAACCAGAGAGUCAGAAGGGGACCCCACUGUUGACACUGAUGAAGGACCCAUACAUUCUGAUCGCAGCUGGUGCCAUUUGUUUUGGGAAUAUGGCCAUAGGGAUGAUGGAGCCAACGCUGCCUAUCUGGAUGAUGGAGACCAUGUGUGCCAGGAAGUGGCAGCUAGGCGUCGCUUUCUUACCAGCGUCCAUCUCCUAUCUUAUUGGGACCAACAUCUUUGGCACGUUGGCACACAAGAUGGGGAGAUGGCUUUGUGCUCUGAUUGGAAUGAUAGUGGUUGGAAUCAGUGUAAUAUGUGUUCCAUUUGCUAGAGACAUCUAUGGUCUGAUUCUUCCAAACUUUGGUGUUGGUUUUGCUAUUGGCAUGGUGGACUCCUCUAUGAUGCCUAUAAUGGGUUACCUGGUGGAUCUACGACACGUGUCUGUUUAUGGAAGUGUGUAUGCCAUUGCUGAUGUGGCUUUCUGCAUGGGAUUCGCUUUAGGUCCGUCUAUUGGAGGAUCCAUAGCUGAGAGUAUUGGCUUCCCCUGGCUGAUGACCAUAAUCGGAGUAGUGGAUAUUUUCUUUGCUCCACUUUGUAUCUUUCUCAGGAAUCCACCAGGACAAGAAGAGAAAAUUGCAAUUUUGAUGGAUGCCAACUGUUCAAUGAAGACGGUGACCUACUCCACACAAGGGACGUACUAUCAGGGUGAAAACAUGGAUCCAGAAUAUGACGAUUAUGAUUAACAGGACGACAGCGAUGCAGGUUAAUCCUUCAGAGGAUCUAUUUUGUUGUACAAAAAAAGGGAACACAGAAAAAAAAAUAGCAAUGAAACAACAGCCAAGAUAUUUCCAUGUGAAUGUCCUGCGUUCAGUCUUCACUGUUCAGUGUCUUCUUAGCAGUUGUACUGGAGCAAACCAAAGUUGUUCUUGAUCUGUGGUUGCAAGCGCAUUGUGUGAGAGAUAUUUUUUUAGCCAACAGCCUUAUUCAAUAGAGAGAUGUGUCAUAAAGCACUUUUUAGACAGUAGGAGGGUGUUGGGCAACAACAAUUUGGUGUGCAAAUUGAUAGUAUAUUGGGUAAUUGUGUGGUAUGUCAAGAAACUGUUGUUUGUGUAAAAUCCAUGGAGAUUUGUUGGCCCAAUCUAUGGUCAUUGUUUGCAUAGAUACUGCAAAAAUACAUACCUAGAACCCCUCAAACCUGU
This is a messenger RNA of Lates calcarifer (barramundi perch), 2122 nucleotides long. It is a transcript of the gene slc18a2, whose product is annotated as solute carrier family 18 member 2. Bases 113 to 1666 code for a protein of 517 amino acids. Lineage: Eukaryota; Metazoa; Chordata; Actinopteri; Centropomidae. The transcript has 16 exons. Gene Ontology annotation, cellular component: terminal bouton; synaptic vesicle membrane. The record is from RefSeq and is a predicted model, not a curated record. Gene Ontology annotation, molecular function: serotonin:sodium:chloride symporter activity; xenobiotic transmembrane transporter activity. Gene Ontology annotation, biological process: xenobiotic transport; aminergic neurotransmitter loading into synaptic vesicle; transmembrane transport.